CGCGUUGAAACAGCAACGUUCAGUUUUCCUGUGACGGUCAAACAAAACGCAGGCAGAAUGGCCUCCCCUGCCACGUACACCGACGAGGCCGCAUUCAAGACCCCGAAAGCCGUCCGAGUCCGGAGCUCUGGCAGCGGCGGAGGGACCCCCGUCACCAUCCCGGCCUCCCCCUUCAUGAAGAAGCUGGGUUGUGGGACUGGAGUCAACGUUUACCUCCUGAACAGAGUGGGCAAGCUGGAUGCGUCUCCCUGGGCGGUCAAGAAGAUCUACAGGAAGUGUGCCGCCAAACAGAUGGCGGUUUACCAGAAGCGGCUGAAUGAGGAGGCGAAGGUCCUGAAGGGCAUCAACCAUCCAAACAUCGUUGGCUUUCGAGCCUUCACCCGAGCCCACGAUGGCUCGCAGUGUCUGGCCAUGGAGUACGGCGGGGAGCAGUCCCUCAACGACCUGAUCGAGCGCAGGAGGGAGGCCGGCCUCAAGGCUUUCCCCGCCGCCAGCAUCGAGAAAGUGGCUCUGCAUGUCGCUCGUGGUCUUCAGUACCUUCACAACGAGAAGAAGCUGCUGCACGGCGACAUGAAGUCCUGCAACGUGGUCAUCAGGGGCGACUUCGAGGCCGUGAAGAUCUGCGACGUCGGUGCGUCUCUGCAGCUGGACGAGAACAUGAGAGUGUCGGACCCGGAGGCCGAGUACAUCGGCACCGAGCCGUGGAAGCCGAAGGAAGCUCUGGACGAGGGCGGAGACGUCACCGACAAGGCCGACGUGUUCGCCUUCGGCCUGACUCUGUGGGAGAUGAUGACGCUGGCCAUGCCUCACCUGGAGAUGCUGGAGGGCGACGAUGACGAUGAAGAGGACUCGUUCGAGCGGAGCUUCGACGAGGACGCCUUCUACGAGAAGCUGGGGACGAGGCCGCCGCUGGACGCCGAGGCUCUGGGCGGCUCGUACCGGAGGAUGGUGGAGCUGUUCUAUCUGUGCACCGAGGAAGACCCCAAGAAGAGACCCUCAGCCAAUCAGAUCGUCCAGGCUCUGGAGAGCAACGCCCCGCUGGACAAAACCUCCAGCGAGGUGAUCGUCAUCGACUGAAGCUCGUCUUCGUCUGUCGACCCUCUUCAUCACUUUUAUGUGUCGUCUGUUUUCUGUCUGUAUGUUUUUGUUCCUUCACUUCAGUAAACGUCUGCAUUUCUGAUUAAA
Molecule: messenger RNA, 1185 nt
Organism: Chelmon rostratus (copperband butterflyfish)
Lineage: Eukaryota; Metazoa; Chordata; Actinopteri; Chaetodontiformes; Chaetodontidae
Gene: pbk
Product: PDZ binding kinase
Exons: 7
Coding region: 58-1077 (339 amino acids)
Biological process (GO): protein phosphorylation
Molecular function (GO): protein serine/threonine kinase activity; ATP binding
Source: RefSeq, a predicted model, not a curated record